This is a messenger RNA of Dendroctonus ponderosae (mountain pine beetle), 3657 nucleotides long. It is a transcript of the gene svp, whose product is annotated as steroid receptor seven-up, isoforms B/C. Gene Ontology annotation, molecular function: zinc ion binding; nuclear receptor activity; RNA polymerase II cis-regulatory region sequence-specific DNA binding. Lineage: Eukaryota; Metazoa; Arthropoda; Insecta; Coleoptera; Curculionidae. The coding region runs from base 327 to 1607 and encodes 426 amino acids. The record is from RefSeq and is a predicted model, not a curated record. The transcript is spliced from 7 exons. Gene Ontology annotation, biological process: cell differentiation; regulation of transcription by RNA polymerase II; anatomical structure development.
UCGAAACAAGUAGUUGAGCCAGUCCGUAGCUGGAUCCGCAAAAGGAAUCGCGCCGUGCUAGAACGCGUUGCCUGGGCUCCCACCAGCGUGAGGUAACGCCCCUUGGCCUAUAGUGACCCGGCUCGAACUAAGGACCUCCCAGGCCCGCCCAGGCCAAGUUGGUGUCGGGCCGAGCAAAAGGUCACCAGUAGAGGCUAGAGAUUGUCUCGGGGUCGACCUAUCACCUCAACGCAGAGCGCGAACACGAGAGCAAUUUUGAAAGUGCGAAAAGCCCAUUCGGCUAAGUGGUGACGCGUCCAGGUGCCCGUGAUGGUGCUCUAGUGCCCAUGGCAUCCUUGGUGGCCAACUCGUGGCGCGAGUCUCCGCUGGUGAAUCCCGUGCUCCCAACUGGAGGACUCAAUUCCUUGAAUCCUCUUCCACCGGUCGCUGCCGUCCAGCCAUCAAAUUCUGUUCAAGCUGUCGGCCCUCUUUCCGAGGCUCAAAACUCAGAUCUGGCUCUUCUGAGCCGCCAAACACCGUCGCAAAAUAGUACCGGUAGCACUGACAAAAAUCAAAAUAUUGAGUGCGUCGUGUGUGGAGACAAAAGCUCUGGCAAGCACUACGGACAAUUUACGUGCGAAGGUUGUAAAUCGUUUUUCAAACGUAGUGUUCGACGGAAUUUGACGUAUUCGUGUCGCGGAAGUCGGAACUGUCCAAUCGACCAACACCAUAGGAACCAGUGCCAAUAUUGCAGGCUGCGAAAAUGUAUAAAAAUGGGCAUGAGAAGAGAAGGUGGGGCAUAUGGAAAAUAUAAAGCCGUUCAAAGAGGUAGGGUACCCCCUUCACAGCCCACAUUGCCUGGGCUACCGAAUCAGUUCCUCAACUCUACAGAUCCAGUAACAACCUCACUCAGCAACCAUACGUACCUCAGUAGCUACAUAUCUUUACUUUUAAGAGCAGAACCCUAUCCUACAACUAGGUAUGGCCAAUGCAUACAGGCCAACAAUAUUAUGGGCAUUGAGAAUAUCUGUGAAUUGGCAGCACGACUGCUGUUUUCGGCUGUGGAAUGGGCUAGGAAUAUUCCAUUUUUUCCUGAUCUUCAAAUCACUGAUCAGGUGGCAUUGCUCAGAUUAGUCUGGUCUGAGCUUUUUGUGUUAAAUGCGAGUCAAUGUUCUAUGCCUCUUCAUGUAGCUCCCCUAAUUGCUGCAGCUGGGCUACAUGCAUCCCCAAUGUGUGCGGAUAGGGUUGUGCAAUUUAUGGAUCAUAUUAGGAUAUUUCAAGAGCAGGUGGAGAAGCUGAAAGCCCUACAUGUGGAUUCAGCAGAGUACUCGUGCCUAAAGGCUAUAGUACUCUUCACUACCGAUGCGUGCGGCUUGAGUGAUGUGGCUCAUAUAGAGUCAAUGCAAGAGAAGUCACAGUGUGCCCUUGAAGAAUAUUGUAGAUCGCAGUACCCGAAUCAACCUACUCGAUUUGGCAAGUUGCUUCUGAGAUUACCUAGUUUAAGAACCGUCAGCUCAGCAGUUAUAGAACAAUUGUUUUUCGUUCGACUGGUCGGAAAAACUCCCAUAGAAACUCUAAUAAGAGACAUGCUUUUAUCUGGUAGUUCAUUCUCGUGGCCGUAUAUGUGAUAUUUAAAAUUGUACUAGUUCUGCUAGUCAACAUUUAUUAUCUGUUAAUGUUGUCUGUUAUUUGUGAAUUAAAAAGACAAUCGUCUUCGGGUGGCUGAAGAGCCCUAGUGUGAUUCGGAGGCUCACAUAUCAGAAAUGACAGUUGUUAGAACUAUGUUAUAUCAAAUUGCCAAAUAUAGACCGACUGGGUAAUACUCAGAGUGAAAUUAAUGUUCCUUUCUUAUCACAAUGAAAUUAUAUUAGGAUAUUGUCGAAAAUUUACUCUAUUCCAUUUAGCAGUAUGAACAAAAUAUCAUCCAAUGCUUUCUACUAAUCAUUGCGGAUUAAAAAAAUGCUUUCGUUAUUCAAACUGCAUUAUAGAGCCAAAGCCAAAUGUACGCUACCUUUCAAUUCAGUUCGUUUUUAAAAUAUAAAAAGCUGCAAUUAAUAUUGAUAUAAACAAUAACAUAAUAUACAAAUUUUGAGCAGCAUUACAUUUACUUCAUACGUACACUGAGCUAAGCACAUGAUUUAGUUAAAUUUUCGACAACAUUUAUACAGGGUCUUCCUCAACUAAUGUGACGAAAUUCACUGGUACAUUAAAGCAAAAAUAUUGCAUUUCAGGCAAAUUUUUCUUAUCAAAUCAAAGUUGUCGUUUUUUUUAUUACAUUCUUAACCAGUUUUACUGCUAUAAAAAUAUUAUAUCCUAAUAAUUGCUCAACCUAAACGCCUAUCACUUCAAUACGUUGAUUAACCGUUAACGUUUAAUAAAUAAUUUUCAUAUUGAAAAAAUACCAAUUGUUUCGGAAGUCUUUGGCCGCAUUUAAGAGUUGCUUGUGCAUAAACGUGUCUUGUGCUUAACCAUAUCGCGCUUUUCUUUAUUCAUUAAAAUGUAGAAUUUCAAAUAUUUCAUGUCGCACUUAACCAGAUUGACUAAAAGAUGUUUUAUCCAUGGCCCACAAGUUCUGAAAAAUCACUAGAUAUUUUAAUGUAAAAUACCGCGAAAACGGUGAGAAAUAUCGACGUGGCCCAAGAAAUAUUUUUUGUUUACGAAAUAUCGCAGAACGAGUGAACACAAUAGCAAUAUUUGAUUUUGAUAUUUUAAAUUAAUCCAAACUAUUACAGCUAGCGCUCUCUGGAAACUACAAAGUAAGAAAUAGGAAAUUUGGAUUCCUCUAUCUAGAAAACCGUCAAACCCAAUUUUUUUAGUAGUAGUAAAACUGGUUACGAAACUGUAAAAAAAUUUAUUUACACUUUGACACAUUUUACCACGGACAACACGGUAAUAAUUUAGCGCAAAUAAUGUCAGUGAAUUUCGUCACAUUAGUUGAGAACCACCCUGUAUAUGUGGGGAUAUAAAUAUUUGUAUAAACUGUAAAUAGGUAGUCCCAUGCCAGAAAAUGUCUGGUUUGUUAGAAUAAGACAACACCUUUAAUUGCGACUUUGUGACAACGAUUUUCGAGUUGUAUCUGAUUUUUAAAAGACAUCAUUUCUCGUAUGAUUAUUAUUUAUUUAUAGUGACAGUGUGUGUAGUUCGUUAAAAUACAAUACUUUAGCUGUGAAUCAAAAAUGUUGAGGCAUCCUGCCCUAUUAUAGAUUGAAUUGUGAAAACUUGUUCUUUCAAUACGCAGUAGUUAUUAAUUACCGCUCUGGUGGAUGCCUCAGUUCACUCAGUUACCUUAUCAUUUCCCUAGUUGAGGUAAUUAGAAUGUGCACUGUAUUUUAUUUUUCACGAAUUAAUUUUGCUGCAAAAUCUCCCCUAACAUUCUAAUUAUCUUAAUUUAUUUUGUAUAUAUGUUUAUUAUUGUUGUUAUAUUCUUGCUAUAUUGUUGUUCUAUAGAUAACAGAGGACUAUAUACAUUUGUCUAUCGGUGGCCAGUGGUUUUCUUAAAUCCUUAAGUCUAUCUUUGUCGUACUUUUGUAAAAUAAAACUUCACAAUUUUUACUGUGUAUGUACUUAUAUAAAUAUUGUUUCGUUUUUCACAUCGAUUUUUAUGCACGUUAAUCUUUGCGUUUGUUUGUUUUUUUUGUAUAAUCUUUUUGAUCACGUAUACACGAUAUUUGUAAGAUU